GCCUGUUACAAAAUGAUUCAGUGCUAAGGACACUGGCCAAUAUCCGUCUUCAACACCAAAGCCUAGUUAUACCAAUUUGACAUUAUUGACAGUGACCUGCUGUAAUGUUGAAGAACUGGAUGAAGGCCAAAAGUGACCCAGAAACCACCGACGGCGAGUUAACCGGAUUGCGCCGUGUAAACGUUUCUAUUUUUGACAAGGUCUACUGACGUCUUUGUCCAGACAACCUCUGCAUCACCACAACCUGUGCGUUUCGCCUUGCGGAGUCAAAACACGCCUGGUAUCCCUGAUACACCUCUGAAAGAACACUGUGUCUAUUACUAAAUAGCCCAUGGUGCAGCUCAACAACAGACCAUCGUUUUAGCUGCUGAAAAGUGGCUCUGACAGGGUCAAAUGUCGCUUUUUCAAUCCGUGCACUCUUCGGAAAGACAGCUGUUUAUGGUUCAACCUGCCGCCUGACGCCCAUUCUUUCGUGGCAUAUCUCUGUGACGACACAAACGGAUUGAUCCUGCUGCAUCACUGAGGCCGCUCCAGAAAAAAACAUCAUCGGACUCAAAUCAAGGACGACAGGACUUUUUAACUGACCAGUUGAGCUCCGUAGUAAUGCACAAUGUCGGACAACACUGAGGAGAAACCAGAAAAGGAGGAUUCCCCGGAGUACGAGUUUGCGACGGGAACAACGCUCCAUGGGCUGAACAAGAUCGCAGACGCUCCGAACUGGGGGGCCCGUCUGAUCUGGCUCUGUAUUUUCCUGGGCUGUUUUGGAUACGCUGCCUAUCUUAUCACAGAAACCGUCCUGUCAUAUCUGAGCUACGACACAGUGACAGACGUGUCUUUCAAGUUUGAGGAAUCUCUGGACUUCCCGGCCGUCACCUUCUGUAAUUUCAACAAGUAUGCUUUAACAAAGGUUGCCAGAGACGAGAAAGUCAAUGUCUACCUGGAACCGCUGUAUGCCUUCCCAAAAGAAUGGGCUAUGGUCGGGACCGGGAUGUCUAUGGAAGACGGCCCGACACCUACACCGAGCCCAACUCCCUUUCUCCCCAACCUGGCCAGCAUCACUACCUACGCCGGGUUCCAACUGGAUACAGCACUGAUCAGGUGCACAUGGAGGGGAGAGCCUUGUGACGCUUCGAACUUCACCCACUCCCUGUCCCAGUUCGGCAACUGUUACGUCUUCAACGGCGACCCGGAGAAGGAGUCCGUCAAACAGACCAUCUCAGGGUCAGGCAACGGGCUUCAUCUCAUCAUCAAUGUAGAAGCAAACGAGUAUUCAGAAGACCCCACACAAGGCGGGUCGUCCGACGUGGGGCUGAAAAUCCACGUUCAUCCUCGAGGCGAGCCCGCCAAAAUGGACACACAGGGCAUCGCCAUCGGGCCGGGAACACAUGCCUAUGUGGGGAUUUCAAAAAUCAACUAUCAAAACGAGAUCCCGCCGUGGGGAAAUUGUGAGGAAAAGAAGCUGAAUCAUUACGACACCUACACCCUGACGGGCUGUCUGUUGGAGUGUAGGGCGCACUGGGUGGAGACCAUGUGUAACUGUACCGCCAUGGAACUGCCAGGCACCAUGGACAUAUGUGAACCUCAGACAGUCGUGGACUGUGUGCCGUCAGUCUACAAUUUGAUCACUCGUGGACGCCUGCCGUGCCAGUGCCCGACCCCCUGUGAGCACGGCACGUACGGCAAGUCUGUGUCUUACGCCAGCUGGCCCAACCCUGCCGCGGCGGACAGCACUUGGCCUACGUAUACCAUAGGAUCUGCGACGCCGAGGGUACCGGACGCCGUGUACUUUCAGAGAAACUACUGCGUGUUCGACGUCUUCUACAAAGCGCUAAACAGCAAGACGGUCAUCCAGAAGAGGGCGAUGACAGAGGAAGAUUUGCUCAGUGCGAUCGGCGGUUCCCUGGGCCUGUUCAUCGGCGCCAGUAUCAUCACUCUGGCGGAGAUUGGGGAGUAUCUCAUCACCAGACCCUUCAAGUGUUUCCGUAAGAAAACAAGGCUGGAGUAGAAAGCAUCGUUGACAAACAGUAGGAGAGAAACAACAAGCAACAAGAUAACUAAAGCAAGGAAAAUCAGACAGGAUCUUGGUUUCACCUGAAAUAUGUUAUAGACUUCAGUUGAUUUUAAUCCGUGUUAAUGGAAAAACAAGUAUCUUAAUAUAGAAUGUUAAUGUGGUCCUUUUAGACUUGUGAUGUAAAUACAUAUGAUAUACAUAGAUGCGUGCAGAAGGUUUCUCAAGUAUCAUGUCCAUCUGUGGUAGACGGAUUGUUUGUUUGUAUACGUUUGUUUGUUUGUUUGUUUGUUUGUUUUAAGGAUAAAAUAAGUAGUAAUUGUGUACAAAUUUUCUUCCCAACAUUGAUGUAAAACAUCGUUUUUCUUGAAUCAAGACAGUGGUAUUAAAGUUUCUUUAUAGUCAAACA
This is a messenger RNA of Branchiostoma floridae (Florida lancelet), 2417 nucleotides long. Its product is annotated as acid-sensing ion channel 1C-like. Gene Ontology annotation, biological process: sodium ion transmembrane transport. Gene Ontology annotation, cellular component: membrane. The transcript is spliced from 11 exons. Gene Ontology annotation, molecular function: ligand-gated sodium channel activity. The record is from RefSeq and is a predicted model, not a curated record. The coding region runs from base 611 to 2005 and encodes 464 amino acids. NCBI's taxonomy places the organism in Eukaryota, Metazoa, Chordata, Leptocardii, Amphioxiformes, Branchiostomatidae.